AUGAUUGACGGGGGCGUCGCGCACUCAGCACCUCCAGCUGACUCAGGCCAUGCUGCUGCUCCCGCUGAAGGACCUGCUCCAGUGCAAGCAGAGGUGCGCCAUGGCAACGCUCCAGGGCACCACAACGGCCCUCCGAGCGAGAAAAGCUCAAGCCCAGGACGGAUGACACCGCGGCCCACCUUCUUGGAGAACCUUGCCGACUCUCGAGAGUCUCAGUUUAUGUUCAGCCGCCGCGACUCUGAUGACCUGGAUCGUUACUUUCACGGCCCAAGAGACCUGGACAAGCACUCAAAAUGGCCUAUCAUGCUCCGAAUGCACGGCAGCAUCAUGCCGAAACUGAUCCUUCCCAUUGCCUUCGUCGCCGGUUGGUCGACCUGUAUAACCUGCAUUUGCCGUUUCGUUUAUGACAUUUCUGUUGAUAAUAUCCUCCUCACCGUGCUGGGUUUCGUCGUUGGUCUGUCUCUUUCAUUCCGAAGCUCCACUGCCUAUGAAAGAUGGGCGGACGGCCGGAAGUAUUGGUCGUUGCUUGUUCAGACGUCUCGCAACUUGUCUCGCACCAUCUGGAUCAACACAACCGAACGGGAAGGUGAACUAGGAAAGGAGGACUUGCUGAGGAAGCUCACGGCUAUCAAUCUUAUCUUGGCCUUUGCAGUGGCUCUGAAGCACAAGCUGCGUUUCGAACCCGAUGUUGCAUACGAAGAUCUAGCUGGUCUCGUCGGAUAUCUCGACACCUUCGCCAAGGAUGCUCACGAUCGCCAGGUUAUCCAGCCGCGGAGAAGGACGAUCUGGAAGGCAGCUGGCGAGUACCUCGGCGUGUCAUUCGCGGAGUCGAACCCUAGGAAGCUCAUCAAGCGAUCCAAAAAACCCCUUGGGCACCUCCCUCUAGAGAUUCUGAACCACAUCUCAGCCUACAUCGACUCGGUCAUCAGGAACGAAACCCUCAACAUCAGUCUCCACCAGUCUCAAGCUAUCGCCUGCCUUGCUCAGCUAAACGAGGUUGUCACCGGCACCGAACGUGUCCUUGACACCCCCCUCCCAGUCGCAUACAGCAUCGCCAUCGCGCAAAUCGCCUGGAUCUACGUCCUUGUCCUCCCAUUCCAGCUCUAUGACUCUCUCGGCUGGGUCACCAUUCCUGGCUCCAUCGUCGCCGCGUACAUCAUUCUCGGCCUCGCAACCAUCGGCAGCGAAAUUGAGAACCCGUUCGGCCACGACGUUAAUGAUCUCCCCCUCGACACCUACUGCAGACAGAUUGCCCUUGAGCUGGACAUUGUCACUGCCAUUCCGCCGCCAAGCGUUGACGACUUUACCUCCCGCGAAGACAACUAUGUCCUGUACCCGCUUAGCACGUCCGGUCAGCCUGAUUGGAAGGAACGCAGUGUUGAGGAUAUUCGCGCUGCGCUGCGUGCGAAGGUCGUUGCUAACACUUCUUCUGCGGCGUCGAAUGCCUCGACGGUGCUGGAGGAGGUGAACACGAAGCUGAGCAAGCAGCCGUCGUCGGUAUAA
Messenger RNA from Aspergillus mulundensis, 1503 nucleotides. Its product is annotated as UPF0187 domain membrane protein. Lineage: Eukaryota; Fungi; Ascomycota; Eurotiomycetes; Eurotiales; Aspergillaceae. The coding region runs from base 1 to 1503 and encodes 500 amino acids. The record is from RefSeq and is a predicted model, not a curated record. The transcript is spliced from 6 exons. Gene Ontology annotation, molecular function: chloride channel activity.